This is a messenger RNA of Clupea harengus (Atlantic herring), 7005 nucleotides long. It is a transcript of the gene usp54a, whose product is annotated as ubiquitin specific peptidase 54a. Gene Ontology annotation, biological process: protein deubiquitination. The transcript has 23 exons. The record is from RefSeq and is a predicted model, not a curated record. NCBI's taxonomy places the organism in Eukaryota, Metazoa, Chordata, Actinopteri, Clupeiformes, Clupeidae. Gene Ontology annotation, molecular function: cysteine-type deubiquitinase activity. The coding region runs from base 977 to 6004 and encodes 1675 amino acids.
UCAUGUGAUAAGACUGAAAAGUUCUAAAUAUCAUCGACAUUCGCAAAUUACUGAUUUGACAACGUAACAGAAAAAAUCCGACAUCCCUACUCCUCUACAUUUGUUCUCCUGAUGUCGCACUAGUACCUGAAGGAAAACAUCGCGAGAUUUGGUUGCCUUGGCUGCAGCACAGAGUGACGCUAGAGGAUGUUUGAGGUUUAGCGGCAGAGAAAUCACCCGAAAAUUUGCCUGACUAACGGAGGUAAACGACUCUGGGCCCGAGAAGGUUUUGUGACGUGUGAAGAUCCUCAGUCCCGUUCACAACAUCGCCAACCUAGCAGCGGAGUGGGGAAAGAAGCCGAGGUCAUCUUUCAACUCUGACCCCUGCAGGUUCCUGUCGGGAUUCUGCCACUGUGUGUGUGCAGACUUGAGCUUGAGAGGCCCAGACGAGGAGUGGCACACACACACACACACACACACACACACACACACAGCUCUUUACGGGCUUGACGGACGGGAAGACUUGAGAGAUUCCGUAGGGUGUGGGAGAAAAGACGAAGGGAAGGGAAGGGAAGGGAAGGGAACGCCAGAGCUGAGGUGUGAAAGAUAGAGGACAAGUGGAGAAUUCCACAAGGCUGAAGUCAGAACAGGCGUGUGGAACACAGAACAGGGGUUACCUCUCCAGAAGGCUACGCACGCACACACACACACACACACACACACACACACACACAAACGCCUCGGCACAGGACCGCUCCGGGGAUUUUAGCCAGAUGUCAAGAUAAACGGACAAGAGUUCAUCAUCAUCAUCAUCAUCAUCAUCCAACAAUUUCUCUGACUUCUCUUGGAUUUGUAUUUCUUGUCCAUUUUUUUUUUUUUGCCCCUUCGUCUUUGGAAAACAUGCCCUUGUGUUUGAGUUGUGGGGCCUUGUGGACGCUGUAACGCUGGUGUCGGUGGGAGUGGACGUGACUUUGAGUCGGCCGUGGUGGCGCUGGCCAUGUCGUGGAAGAGGAACUACUUUGCGUCGGGCAGCAGCGGCCUUCAGGGCAUGUUUACCCCGCGCACCAUGACCUCCAUCGCCCCCAGCAAAGGGCUCAUCAACGAGCCCGGACAGAACAGCUGCUUUCUGAACAGCGCACUCCAGGUGCUCUGGCAUUUGGACAUCUUUCGUAGAAGCUUCAGGCAGCUGAGCACACACAAGUGCAUGGAGGACUCCUGCAUCUUCUGCGCCCUUAAGAGCAUCUUUGCUCAGUUCCAGUUCAGCAGUGAGAAGGUGCUGCCGUCGGACGCCCUGCGCAGCGCCCUGGCCAAGACCUUCCAGGACGAGCAGCGCUUCCAGCUGGGCAUCAUGGACGACGCGGCCGAGUGCUUCGAGAACAUUCUGAUGCGCAUUCACUUCCACAUCGCCAACGAGACCAAGGAGGACAUCUGCACGGCCAAGCACUGCAUCCCGCACCAGAAGUUUGCCAUGACGCUCUUCGAACAGUGUGUGUGCAGCAGCUGUGGCGCCUCCUCGGACCCCCUGUCCUUCAUCCAGAUGGUCCACUACAUCUCCACCACCUCCCUCUGUAACCAGGCGGUGCGUAUGCUGGAGAGCCGAGAGAAACCCACGCCGGACAUGUUCGGGGAGCUUCUGAGGAACGCCAGCACCAUGGGGGACUUGCGCAACUGCCCGGGUAACUGCGGGGAGAAGCUACGGAUCCGACGGGUCCUGAUGAACUCUCCUGAGAUCAUCACCAUCGGGCUGGUGUGGGACUCCGACCACUCUGACCUGGCGGAGGACGUGAUCCACAGCCUCGGCACCAUCCUACGGCUGGGGGAUCUCUUCUACCGGGUGACGGAGGAGAAGGCGAAGCAGGCGGAGCUCUACCUGGUGGGGAUGGUGUGCUACUACGGCAAACACUACUCCACCUUCUUCUUCCAGACCAAGAUCCGCAAGUGGAUGUACUUCGACGACGCCCACGUCAAGGAGAUUGGGCCCAAGUGGAAGGAUGUGGUGUCUCGCUGCAUAAAGGGUCACUACCAGCCUCUGCUGCUGCUCUAUGCUGACCCCCGGGGGACGCCGGUGGCAGCGCAGGACCAGCAAUCCAGACUGGACCUGCACUACAUCAACAAGUCCUACUACGACAGCGAAGACUCGGGCCGCGAGCCGUCCAUCUCCAGCGACACGCGCACCGACUCGUCCACAGACAGCUACAGCUACAUGCACUCCCACUCGCACCAUGAGUCCAUGGCCAGCCACUUCUCCUCCGACUCCCAGGGCACCGUCAUCUGUAACCCUGACAACAACGACGCAGCCUCUCACAGCAGCCUGGAGACCACAGGCCCAGUGACAGACAGCGAGCCACUCUCCCGCCACGUGCUCCGGAAGUCCGGCCUGGGGGACAGGAAGGGCGGGACUGCGGACAGGAAGAGGAGCGCCAGCCGGCCACGCCGCUUGGAGGAGCGCAGCCGGGGGUCUCGGGGUGACGAGGCGUCUUCGGCCGGUUACCAUAGUGAGGGUGAGACUCUAAAGGAGCAGCAGGCCCCACGCACCGCUCCAAAGCCCUCCUCAGGCAGCCGACUGCGGGACUUCAAGGAGACCAUGAGCAACAUCAUUCACAGCCGCCCGCUCUCCUCCUCCACCUCCUUCAUCCCCUCCUCCACAGGCGGCGGCGGUGGCAGUGGGGGGACGGUCCCAGAGACGGGGGCCCCCACGUGCGACUGGGAAGCCGACAGCACCAGCAGCGAGUCCAAGUCCAGCUCCGCCUCCGUGGGGCGCUACCGUCCGGCCUGGAGGCCCCGCCGCGAGGCCCUCAACAUCGACAGCAUCUUCAGCCGCGAGAGGCGCCGGCAGGCCGGGUACAGCCCGCUGAACGCCGGGGCCCUGGCCGAGGACGGAGGCUCGCCGGCGUCCCUGCCGGACCAGACAACGACAACGGCGUCACCGCCGACAACAGCGCUCACCACGGCGACCACCACGACAGCGGUGGCCCCGGCGUUCAGGUGCGGAGGCGGCUCAGGGACGCUCCCCGCGAUGCGCACCCGUGGGCUGGACCACCACCACCAGCAGCAGCAGCAGCAGCAGCACCACCAGCAGCCCAGGCUGAUCCAGAGGAUGGAGAGCGGCUACGAAAGCAGCGAGAGGAACAGCAGCAGCCCCGUCAGCCUGGACCUGCCGCUGGGGGACAGUCACGGCAGCACACACACACACAGGGAUGGGGGUAUGAAGAAGCCGCCCGCCCCUAAUGUGGGUCCUUCAUGGCGGAGUGUGCCAAAGUCAAAGAGCAGCAGCGCCCUCCUGCAGGACGUUAAAGCGGCCACCAGAGAGACCAGAGACACCAGGGACACCAGAGAGAGAGGAGAGAGAGAGAGGGACACCAGAGGAGACACCAGGGACACCAGGGACACCAGAGACCCCGCUCAGAGCAGCCCGGGCCCGUCUGAAGGCCGCAGUGAGCUGGACGAGCUCCAGGAGGAGGUGGCGCGGCGUGCGUGCGAGCAGGAGCAGCAGCGGCGCAGGGAGAAGGAGCGGGAGGCGGCCCUGGGCUUCAACCCCAGACCCAGCAAGUUCAUGGACCUGGACCAGCUCCAGAGCCAAGGCAAAGGGGACAGCUUUGAGCGGUGUGUGUCGGACGCAGACGCCCUCUUAGAUCAGUCUCUGCGCUUAGAGCAGGCCGGGGAGGUGGCUGCCGCUCUGUCUGUAGUUAACGAAGCUGUGUCUAAACUCAGGCCUCCCAUGCAUGAGGGCGGCACUAACACUCAUAGCAGGACACUGGCUGAAGCCCGGCUGCAGAAGUGCAUGAGGAGAGCGCGGGGCCUGCAGCAGCGCAUGCAGCAGACGCAGGAGACGCAGCAGGAGACGCAGCAGGAGACGCAGGAGCACAAACUGCAGCGUGAGGAAGAGGAGGAGGAGGAGGACGAGGAGAAGGAGAGACCGCAGGAGCAGCCCUCCAGUGAACCCUCUGGCCCGAUCCGAAUCCUUCUGACAGCGGCCCCAGAGCAGCCCCAGGAGCUGACCCAGCAGGACUCCACCAGAACCAGCACCAGCACCAGCACCGGCCCCCCCUCUGCUCCUCACGUGCUGCCCCACUCCACGCACAAGAGCCCCCUCCCCCACCCUAACCCCUCUGCAGUGCCCCUCCCCCUCCCCCACCCCCACCCCUCUGCAGUGCCUCUGCUGCAUCCCACUGCCCCCUUUACCCCUCACCGGCAAGAUGGCGGCACACGCCCGGCGGUAGGUGUGCCGCCCGAGGGCCCCAGGUGGGAUACCAGGGGUGCGCCAGGCACCAGCGUGCCAACGCGUUUGACGGAGAAUCCUCCCCAGCCGCUGCCCGUGCCUAGGGGGGUGACGGAGAAUCCUCCCCAGCCGCCGGCGUUGCCCAGUCAGCCUCCGGUCACCUACUGCAACGGCCACGCCCGCGCGCCCGCCCAGACGCCGGGCCACGCCCUGCACCCCCCACGCGCCCGCAGCCCCUCCCCGGCACACCUGAGCCCGCAGGACGCGGACUGGGGUGCAGCUCCGGCCGGCCAACGCCCUACCACCCACGCCUCCCCCCAGCCCAACGGCCUGACCUCCGGCGCCCCCUGCCAGCGCAAGACCAGCCUGACCCCGCCUUCCCCGGCUCCCCUGGCCAAUCACAACGGGACUUUGACUCGCGACGCGUCCCGCCCCCACUACCCCUCUCCGGUCUCUCCCGCCGGCGCUCCGACCUCCCGGCACCUCGCCCGCUCCCCCUCCCCCUCCCCCUCCCCGCCCUUGGAGCUCCGCACGGGAGCCUGCAUGCCUGUGGAGUGCUGGGCCGAGAAUGUCAACCGAUACUACAACUCCCAGAGUGCCCUUUCCGCGACUGACAACUCCCCCAAUGAGGAGCUCUCGGAGCUGGACUUCCUCUACCAGGCCAGCCUGAACGUUCCCUCCGUACCCCGCACCCCACACGGCCCCAGCCCCAGCCCCCAGCCGGGCCCCAGACCAGGCUCUGCAGCCAGGAAGCUCCUGUAUGGAGGAACACUCGGACGCUCCAAAACUCCCACGGCUGAGAUCGAGAGGAACGCCUACAGAACACCUAGCUAUACCAACACCCCAGAGACACACACUAAGCCUCCGUGUGCAGUGGAGUGUGAGCGGGUGGGGGCGUGUGACGAGUCCUACAGCGCAGAGAACCUGCGUCGUGUCGCCCGCAGCCUGAGCGCCACCGUCAUCGGGGGACGACCCGAGCUGCUCUCCUCCUCCUCCCGCAGCUUUGAGCCCCUUGUCACCAGGAUGCCAAAGCAUGCAGACGCGCGGGUCAUCUCACGUCACCAUAGCAACUCCCCCACCUUCACCUCCCCCAAUCCCCCCACCUUCCCCGCUACUCCCCCCCAGCACCUCUACCCUCUCCCCCACCCACACGCCCCCCCUUCACACCCAUCCCAACAGCUGGCUCGGGGUCACUCAGGAGAGCUCCAAAAGCCCCCCCCCAUUCUGGCUAUGUUUGACCGGAGUGAAGCUCCCCAACGCGACCCCUACCACAACAUCGCCAUGAGCUACGGCACGCUCCCGCGGGCACCUCGGAGGGCAGCCCCAGCAGGGUCCUCGCUCCCCAGGGCCGGGGAAGGACCCCUGGCAGUGACCAGACACUGGAGCCACCUCGACUCCGGGUACGCCACCCUUGCCCAUCCCCGUCGAUCCGCACCCCAAGAGCGACCUACAGACGCCCCCUACAGGCAGCCCAUGCAGGCUGGCCGAGAGCCGCGCCCACCGCUGGUCCCCCAGCACCACGCACUCCGCACCCCACACAUCCAGCCGCCUGCUCAGCCUCUCCGUCUGGAUGUGCCCCCGGAGGGCGACUGGAGGACUACGGGCUACCAGGUGGCCCAGACUGGCACCUUGGGUGGCAGGAGUGGCCAGUCCUUCCCCAGGGCAGACUCCCGGGCAAGGCUGGCCCUGAGCCCCACCGCCACUUGCCCUCUGUGCGCCCUGUGCCAGCGGGCCCCCGCCGAGCCCAUGGGCGCCUACUGCCGCUCCUGUGGGGCGCACGUGGCCCGCUUCCGCACCGCCAGCUGAGCCUGCCCGCUGCCAACCGUGGUAACCUGGCAACCACAACACACACCUGCGCUCAACUCAACUCCCCUUAAUAGCAGAUUCACUCCCCCCUAACCAAGGUUGUGUUCAGCUAAGGAGGGACGGCAGACUAGAGCGCCGGGUUUGAAGCAAACACAACCUUUAUCUGCAGCGCUCUUUCGCCCUCCCUCUCUACCUCUCUCCCUCUGUCAGCCUCUCUGUGUGUUCCUAACAGAGAGAUAAUGGAAAGAAAGAUGAAUCUGGUGGAAAUGUUUCUCCACCGGAGCAGCGAGAUGGUCUUCACCUGAUGAGAUGGUCUUCACCUGAUGAGAUGGUCUUCACCGGAUGAGAUGGUCUUCACCUGAUGAGAUGGUCUUGACCUGAUGAGAUGGUCUUCACCUGAUGAGAUGGUCUUCACCGGAUGAGAUGGUCUUCACCGGAUGAGAUGGUCUUCACCGGAUGAGAUGGUCUUCACCUGAUAAAAUGGUCUUCACCUGAUGAUGCGGCACCACUCUCCCAACCGCCCCGUCUCCACUCCUGCCCUCCUCACCUCAUGUGUUCCAGCAUCAGCUGAAGUGUGCAGCAGGUGGACUGUGCCCUGCCUGGUCCCCCAUCCUUGUCCCCCAUCCUUGUCUCCCGUCCUUGUCUCCCAUCCUUGUCCCCCGUAGCGGCUGUGGUGGUGGAUGACCAGGCAGGUCCGUUUCUCUCAGAUUAGGGCCUCUCUGUGUCCGCCUGAAGAGCAGCCCGGGGCCUGUGGAGAGCUUGCAGCCCGUAAGACUCCAGAGCUGCGUUUCCCCACUCAGACUGGCCACUACAGUGUCUGAAAUGGGACACUAGGGACGAGCGCUCGGAUACAGCUCCUCCUGCUGCUACUGAGAGACACUCGUGACAGCAGCCAGCCCCUCUUCUGGUGUCUCCUCCUCGCCACGGGAGCCAUGAGGAAGGGAUGAAUAUGUGUGGGGGCCUUGGGGAGGGACACUGGAGAGGUGAGGGCCUUGGGGAGG